AACAACACUGUCAUUACUUCACACAAUCCACAACCAUCUCACACGCUCUUGAGCAAGUUCCUGGACCGAAUAUUUUGAAAUCGAAUCAGUAUACCUGGCGAAUCGAAAUAACUCUACUCUAACGGACGAUAUCAAUAACUAUGGCUUCGGCCAGUCUUGAUUUCAUCGCUGCAGGAGGCAAUAGACAUCCAUGUGCAGCAGAUUGGAACGAGGUCUUACUCGCAUACGGAAGUGGUCAUAACAUCGCUCUGUGGAAGCCGGAGAACAACAAUCACAAAGGUGUGGAAACACUACUUGCGGGCCACACGGAUAUCGUCAACGCAGUCAAAUUAUUCAGAGAUCCAUCAUCAGGCAAAAGAGUCCUCAUCAGUGGCUCGGCUGACAAGACCGUAUGCGUCUGGAUUGAAAAGUCCGACGCCACUUUUGUGCCUGUCAAACAUUUGACUGAACAUACUGCUUCGAUCAACGUUAUUGGUGUUCUGCCCGAGUCUGGUGUCUUCGCUACUGGAGCUGCCGAUGCAACGCUGAAAAUCUGGAAGUUGGUUGUCUCAGAGAGCGCAGAGUCUGAAGUAAGUCUCAUUCAGAGCAUAACACUUGCUCCUCGAUACUUCCCUCUGGCGAUCGCAUUGGCAAAGCUUCAAAGUGCCCAAUUGGUUAUUGCCGUUGGAGGCACAACCGCAAAUAUUCAAGUUUAUCUCCAGGAGGACAAUGAUUUUUCACUCGUAGCCAAGCUUACUGGACAUGAAGCUUGGGUACGCGCCUUGGACUUUACCCGCGAGAGCUCCAAGCCUGACAGCGAUUUCCUCCUUGCAUCUGCCAGUCAAGACAAGUACAUUCGUCUAUGGCGUUUCCAUGCAGGUGACCAGCUACCUGAAGUUGCAGCAGCGGCCAGUGAUCCCGCGAUGACCGUGUUCGGCCGCUCUCUAUCAAACAAAGCCCACUGGAUUGGAGAUGGAGACUCAAAACACUCAAUCACGUUUGAGGCACUUCUGAUCGGACAUGAAGAUUGGAUUUACACAGCCCGCUGGUUCACAAAGACCGGACAGGAUGCAGCACCACAACUGCUCACAGCAUCAGCGGAUAACUCCCUGGCCAUGUGGGAGCGCGAUGCAGAUGGUUUCUGGACUUGCGCGACUAGACUUGGAGAGAUCAGUGCGCAGAAGGGCUCAACUACUGCUACAGGAAGUACAGGUGGCUUCUGGAUUGGUCUUUGGUCACCAUCUGGCAGUAAAGUCGUCAGUCUGGGGAGAACGGGAAGUUGGAGAGCUUGGUCCUACGAUACCACUGAGGAUCGCUGGUUGCGAGAGCUAGGCAUCUCUGGCCAUGUCCGCGCAGUCAAGGAUAUCGCAUGGUCAAACGACGGCACUCAGCUCAUGUCCACCAGUUCAGAUCAAACCACAAGACUCUACAGCCAAUGGAAGAGAGACGACGCAACCACAUGGCACGAGAUGGCCAGACCACAAAUCCACGGCUAUGAUUUAAACUGCCUAUCUGCAAUCGGCGCCACCCAAUUCAUCUCGGGAGCCGACGAAAAACUGCUCCGCGUCUUCAACAAGCCUAAAGCUGUCGCCCAACUCCUCGCAAAACUAGGCGGUACAGCUCAAGACGCAGAAGACGCCGACCUCCCCGACGCAGCGAACAUUCCCGUCCUCGGCCUUAGCAACAAAGCCAUCAAUGCCCUCACUCCCGAGGAAGAAGCAGCGGCUGAACCAUCCGAGGAAACCACAAUCACAAAGUCUACCCUCGAUCUCGACCACCCGCCCUUUGAAGAUCACCUCGCUCGUCAUACUCUCUUCCCCGAACUCGAAAAAUUAUACGGACACGGUUAUGAGAUUUCUUGCGUAGCUGCGAGUCAUGACGGCAGUUUGGUAGCAACUGCAUGUCGUGCCAGCUCUAUCGAUCACGCGGUCAUCAGACUCUACGAAACUAAAGAGUGGAGAGAAGCCAAACCUGCACUGACCGCUCACUCUCUCACUGUAACAUGCCUUGCUUUUUCAGCAGACGACAAGUACCUUCUCAGUGUAGGCAGAGACCGUCAAUGGGCUUUGUUCUCUCGCAACGCCCACAACGCCUACGCCCUUGCCCUCGCAAACCCCAAGGGCCACAGUAGAAUGAUUCUAUCCUGCUCAUGGGCCCCUGCCCACGCAUCCAACAUCUUCGCAACAGGAGGUAGAGACAAAAAUGUCAAGGUCUGGGCUCUCAAUGGAGACGGAACCGUGGACUUGAAACUCAGCAUUCCCACCUCCGCACCUGCAACCUCUGUCGCUUUCUACACUGGCAAUCUAGCUGCUUCAAACACUCUUGUUCUUGCUGCAGGAACAGAGGAGGGAAAUGUCACAGUCACUGCUAUUGAUAUGGGCGAUUGGAGUAUUAAGGAGGGCUAUCAGAUUGAACAGGGCAUGAGACCUUCUGGUGCUGUUACAGCGUUGAGAUGGCGUCCCGAGACUGCUCGCGAGGUUGAGAAGGCACAAUUGGCGAUUUCGAGCGAGGACUUUUCUGUCAGGUUGUUCACUUUUGAGAAGUUGGUGGGAGCUUGAGUGUUAUGUAUACUCGAUUAUAAAGAUCUGUUAGAGCGCUGAACGCUUCGCAUAUGCUGUGAAAAUCCACACAAAUAGCCAACAUUUAGACGACGACUGAACAGAAGAAAAAGCUGACGUUCGCACGAUGAUCAGCUCAUGAUCAGGGAGAUAGUGUUCAUGAAGAUUUUAGCUGCGACAGGUAUUAAAC
Molecule: messenger RNA, 2727 nt
Organism: Aureobasidium subglaciale EXF-2481
Lineage: Eukaryota; Fungi; Ascomycota; Dothideomycetes; Dothideales; Saccotheciaceae
Exons: 1
Coding region: 141-2537 (798 amino acids)
Biological process (GO): regulation of DNA-templated transcription; tRNA wobble uridine modification
Cellular component (GO): elongator holoenzyme complex
Molecular function (GO): protein binding; DNA-binding transcription factor activity; sequence-specific DNA binding
Source: RefSeq, a predicted model, not a curated record